Peniophora sp. CBMAI 1063 is the source of this 2565-nucleotide messenger RNA. The record is from the annotation of a GenBank genome assembly. Lineage: Eukaryota; Fungi; Basidiomycota; Agaricomycetes; Russulales; Peniophoraceae.
AUGCUUCCAACGUUGGGCCUUACGCUCUCCGCACUCGCGGUGGUUGAUGGCGUUGCCGCUCGCUGUCGUUCACAGCCCGGCCAACCAAACUUCCCUUCCACUGAAGACUGGGCAGCACUGAACGAAACUGUGGACGGUCGAUUAGUGACCGUCGUACCCUCCGCAAAAGCCUGCGCAGACAUGGGAUGCACAGCAGAACAGUGGUCAAGUGCCUUGUUCCGGAAUACCCUGCCGGGGCAGAUGAACGCAUACAACUGGGAACAGAAUUAUACGUCUAACCCAGCCGAACUCUGUCUCUAUAACGACACGAGUGCAUGUUCUCAAGGAGAUGUACCAAUAUACGCCAUCAACGCCACAAGUCCGCAGCAUCUACAGGCGGGCGUUUCGUUUGCGUCACAGCAUGACCUGCGCGUAUCCGUCAAGUCUUCGGGGCACGAUUACCUCGGCCGAUCGACGGCUCCCAACUCUCUCCUCCUGUGGACGCAAUAUUUCCAAGAUAUCGAGUUCACUGAUUCGUUCGCCGUCGGAGGCCAAGACAGGGGCAGUGCUGUAACUGUUGGGAGUGGUGUGGGACUGCGAGCCCUAUACGUUGCUGCGAAAGCUGUCGACAAGAUGGUCGUGGGUGGCACAGCCGCCACGGUGAGCGCCGGAGGAGGCUAUACGCAGGGCGCAGGGCACUCUGGAUUCGGCCCCACCUUCGGUCUUGCCGCAGACAACGUCCUUCAAUACGAUAUUGUGCUUGCAAAUGGGUCUUUCGUCAACGCAAACGACGCCUCAAAUCCGGAUUUGUUCUGGGCUCUCCGUGGUGGUGGGGCUGGAAGCUGGGGCGUCAUCACCUCGAUAACGAUGCAGACGUAUCCCAUCUUCUCAGCAACCCUUCACGUGGCGAAUAUCCUCUUCAACAGUUCAAGCCAAGCCGCCGCAGCGAUGACCGUUCACGCCAAACAUAUCUUCGACUACGAUACCCUGCGUGGCGCUCAGUACUUCUAUCUGUACAACAUCGGCGGCGGUCAGAGUUACCUCUCCAUGAGCACGCUCAUCGCCAAUAUCUCUGCGGACGCUGCGCAAGCGGCUGUCACACCCUUCAUCACGGACAUACAGGCAAUUGGCGCGACUGUGAUCAACCAGACGGCGACGACCGCCAUAGCCAACGACAUCGUUGGAUUCGCGGACGACAAGGCGGGCUACAACACUCUGCUCGGCUCGCGUCUCGUCCCGGCUACUCAGUACGAACGCAAUCCCGAUGCGAUUGGCGCUGCAUACAAGACAUUGCUGGAUCAAGGAGUUGGCUCCAUCCUUGGACAUCUUGUCGCCGGUGGCAAAGUCGCAGAAAACGUCAACAUCAGCUCGGCGAUCCUCCCCAAAUGGCGGACGGCUAAGACCCACGUCAUUGCAACAACGACAUGGAACGACACCACAACGCCAGGUGAUGUCGUAGCGAUACAGCAAAACUUCAUUUCCCAGAUGGUCCCCGUUCUUGCCGCAGCUACUGGAGAGCACGAUAGCGGUUCGUAUUCGAAUGAGGCUAACGUCUUGGAGCCUAACUUCCAGACGACCUUCUUCGGACCGAACUACGCACGGUUGCUGUCUAUCAAGAAGCGAUACGAUCCUCAAGAUCUCUUUAUCGUGCGUGCUGGUGUCGGCAGCGAACGUUGGGACAGCGCGGGUUUGUGUACCCGUGGACCCGCCAAGGACGUCAGUCGCGCUCUCGAUCUCUGGCAAGGAGUUACCCGACUCCAUGUCACGCCCAGCGCGCCGACUUUUGCGGCUGUACGAGAUGCGCAAGCCGACGCGUAUCUGCUUUUGUGUACGCACUACUUGCGUCUCCACGAACUCGAUCCAUCAAUCACCCACAUCGCUUCGGCCGUCGAAGCCGCCGCUAGGGCUGCCACGCUCGGGAAGUACAAGUGGUGCUCGUGGAGGACCGCAAUGGACUAUCGGGGAUUUGCGCGUGCUCUGGAUGCCAGACAGAAGGCGAAGAAGAAGGCUAGGCGGGGUGAACACAUCACAAUCGAUAUUGAGAUCAGGACAGCGGAGGAAGAAGUCGCUUGGGCGAAGAUAGGAUCAGUCUUGUCCGAUGAGAAUAACGCACUCGACCGCAUCACGCAAGAGCACAUUGAGGGCCACAAUAAGCGCGCUGCAGAGAGAAAGCGCUCACGUCUAGGCGCUCAUCACUGUUCACGCCCUGGAUGUGCCGCCACUACGGCUGCUAUCAACGGCUUUCAACGUUGUGCAGGGCGCUGCGUGGGGGAGAAUCAGGCGUACUAUUGCACGAAGGAGUGUCAGAAACAGGACUGGAAGAGACACAAGGACGUCUGCCCAAGGGCGAAUGAGAAGGUCGUGACUAUUCGAAGCCGUGGCGGCGAGACCGUCGACGUCGAUACGACCAACCUAAAGCCUAACCAAGCAGAGAUGCUCCGUCAGUGGUCGGAGGGUGAGAUGGGCGAUCUGGUGUCCGAUCUGAUGUCCGGACCGAUGCCAGAAUAUUUCCAGAAGAUGAUUGCUGAGAGAGGAGUCCCCUACAGCCGAGAGCAGAUUCUGCGAUGUGUUACGGACUGGUUCUGA